This is a messenger RNA of Cercocebus atys (sooty mangabey), 435 nucleotides long. Its product is annotated as immunoglobulin omega chain-like. Gene Ontology annotation, biological process: immunoglobulin production; immune response. Bases 22 to 435 code for a protein of 137 amino acids. The transcript has 3 exons. Lineage: Eukaryota; Metazoa; Chordata; Mammalia; Primates; Cercopithecidae. The record is from RefSeq and is a predicted model, not a curated record.
GGGAAAGAGGCUGUGUCCACCAUGGCCUGGACUCCUCUCCUCCUCCUGCUCCUCUCUCACUGCACAGGUUCCCUCUCCCAGCCUGUGCUGACUCAGCCGGCCUCCCUCUCAGCAUCUCCUGGAGCAUCAGCCAGUCUCACAUGCACCUUCAGUGGUGGCAUCAAUGUUGGUGACUACACUAUACACUGGUACCAGCAGAAGCCAGGGAGUCCUCCCCGGUAUCUUCUGAAGUACAAAUCAGACUCAGAUAAGCACCAGGGCUCUGGAGUCCCCAGUCGCUUCUCUGGAUCCAAAGAUGCUUCAGCGAACACAGGGAUUUUACGCAUCUCUGGGCUCCAGUCUGAGGAUGAGGCUGACUAUUACUGUGCCAUUGGGCGCAGCAGCGCUUCUCACAGUGACACACACAGAUGGGGAAGUAUCCUGGCCAUUUCCUGA